This is a messenger RNA of Gossypium raimondii (Peruvian cotton), 1359 nucleotides long. RefSeq lists its product as uncharacterized. Gene Ontology annotation, molecular function: nucleic acid binding. The transcript has 7 exons. The record is from RefSeq and is a predicted model, not a curated record. Bases 1 to 1359 code for a protein of 452 amino acids. Lineage: Eukaryota; Viridiplantae; Streptophyta; Magnoliopsida; Malvales; Malvaceae.
AUGAAUCUUACGCAAAGUGAUAAGUUAGUGGCCGAGCAUGAGGUCGAAUUUCUAAGAUUGUGUCGUUAUGCUCAAGGCAAGGUGGCAUCAAAGUAUGAGAAAUGUGUUCGUUUCGAGGACGACUUGGGGGAUAGUUUGAAGUGUACUUCUGGUGAGAUUAUUGUACUGAGUCCGUUGAGGCAAUCUGUUCGGUGUUCAGUUUUUGGGGAUUCUUCUAUUGGGGAUAUUAGAACAGUGAGAGAAUUUCUGAAUAUUUUUCUUGAGGAGCUACCGGGUUUACCUCCGAAUCGAGAAGUUAAGUUUGGUAUUGAGCUUUUACCGGGUACAGUUUUGGUGUCCAUCGCUUCAUACCGUAUGGCACCAAAAGAGCUUACAGAGCUUAAGGCUCAACUUCAAGGACUUUUGGAUCGUGGUUUCAUGAGGGGCUGUGGUUUUAUAUGUAAAGAAAAAGGAUGUUACUAUCAGAGGUUUGUUGAGGGGUUAUCACUGAUUGUAGCUCCUCUAACUAAGCUUUUACUUAAGAAUGUUCCUUCUGUCUCAGCUGAUGCGCAACAAUCGAGCAUCGAGAAGCUCAAGUCUAUUCUAACUCAAUCUCCUAUUCUGAUACAGCCUGAAUCUGGUACGGAGUUUAUGGUGUAUAGUGAUGCAUCACACGUUGGUUUGGGACCUGUAUUGAUGCAAGAUUGUAAGGUUGUGGCUUAUGCAUCCCGACAGCUUAAGUCACAUGAGGGGAAUUAUCCGACGCAUGAUUUUGAGCUAGCUGCCGUGGUGUUUGCGUUAAAGAUCUGGAGGCACUAUCUGUUGAGAGUGGCAACACAUCUGAUUUUGGACUAUGUAAUGGUGGAGUUUUGUGUUUCUGAGGACCGGGUGAUUCAGAUACUGGAGUAUAUGCUUCAGAGUUGUGUGAUUGACUUUCGAGGGAGUUGGGAGGAUUUUUUACUGUUAACUGAGAUCGCCUACAACAAUAGUUUCCAGAUUAGCAUCCAAAUGGCACCUUACGAGGCUCUAUAUGGUCGCAAGUGUCCUUUUGAUAGACAAAAGUCUUAUACGGAUCUGAAAGUGAGGGAUAUCGAAUACUUUGUGGGUGAUUUCGUAUUCCUUAAGGUAUCUCCAUGGAAGAAAGUUCUGCAGUUUGGUCGUAAGGGCAAGUUAAGCCCUAGGUUUAUUGUACUGUAUCAGAUUCUGAAGCUUGUGGGACCAGUUACUUAUCAGUUAGAGCUACCUCCAAAGUUAGACCGUAUCCAUGAUGUGUUUCACGUCUCAAUGUUGAGGCGAUAUCGAUCUGAUCUAUUGUACGUUGUCUUUGUUGAGGAGAUCGAGGUUAGACCGGACUUGACAUUUGAGGAGGAGCCAGUUUAG